This is a messenger RNA of Lichtheimia ornata, 1314 nucleotides long. RefSeq lists its product as uncharacterized. Lineage: Eukaryota; Fungi; Mucoromycota; Mucoromycetes; Mucorales; Lichtheimiaceae. The record is from RefSeq and is a predicted model, not a curated record. Bases 1 to 1314 code for a protein of 437 amino acids. The transcript is spliced from 5 exons.
AUGCACCCGUCGUCAUUCCAGCAAUCGCUCUCUUCUCACCCACCCAACAAUGCUUCCUUCAUUGGUGCCGCACCGAUCCCUGAACAGUAUCCACCGUCAAUGAGUGCACAUAGUGUGCGUCCACCUCCUCUUAACAUGAACCAGGUUUAUCAUAGCAACAACAGCAACAGAGCAUCGAUGAUAUCAUCUUCUCAUUAUUCCAGCAGCAGCAGCAUUCAUGACUCUCAGCGAUCACGACGAAUAUCAGUUGUCACGAGCAGUGAUUGGAAAGUGAGCAGUGGACGACCCUCGAGUAGAAUGGAAAAGACUUGUUCAGAUUCAAUUAUUGAACAUCGACAAUCCACCUGUGCAUCCAUCAUUGAACCACCAAUGACACCUGCUUAUACCCCAAAACCAUCAUCAUCUUCGUAUCAUCAACAUGGCAACAACAGCUAUUUCCCAUCACAACAACAACAGCAACAGCAUCAAAUGGUGGCUUCUCCACAGGAUUAUCGUAUGAUGACUUCACCCAUACCAACACCAGGUAGUAAUAACAGCAAUCAACAACAACAACAACAGCCAUUUGUUGGUGGAUUUGUAGUCCCACCACCCAUUGUGCAACAACCUCGUUAUCCUCCGCAUGUGCAACCGCCGCCAUCACAACUCCCACAGCAACCACAUCAUUAUCCUCAUCAUCCUCCUAGACCAUCACCAGCAUUACCCCAGAGACGGCAAUCUUCAUUCGUUGAAUCAUUACCACCACCGCCAUCAUCAUCAUCAGCGUCAUUAUCAUCUUAUUCUCAUAGACGAUCCAUGCCUCCUCCGUCCGUCACAAAAACACCAUCAUCAGGUGCACAGACGUUACCCAAUCGUGUUGGUAGUAUAACUGAAAUGAAUACAACGGCUGCCAAACCUGCACCAUCGCCGCCUGCUGCUACGCAACAACAACCACAACAACAACAACAACCAGCACCACCAUCCAACAAACAAAAGAAAAAUAUCGGUCUUUUUGCCAACAAAGAGAAGCGCCAAAUCACGGUGCAAUCGAUUAAUGAGGAACAUCGUGUAUGGAUUGACAUUGCUCCCAAUGAGACAGGCGCUAGUCUUGCCCACAAGAUUCAUGUGAUUGCCACUUUCCGGACGAAAAAGAUCCUAUCGAUUACUACUGCAUCAGGACGCAAGGUGCCAUUGAAUCGACGCCGUUUAUUUGAUGGAUGGGCCGAAUUGGAGAAUUUUGAGGAUGGUGAACGAUGGGAAGUAGAGUGGGGUGAUUUGGACAAAAGCAUCGUAGAUCGAUUAUUAUCCAAGGUAGUGCAAACCAGUGAAGCCUCAUAA